GCUCACAUUUGCAAACCCGAUUAACGGAAAAACUUUCCACCAGGAAAGUACAAAAACCAACCCAAAAAAAAUGAGUAGCUUCUAUUCAAGAUCGAAAUUACCGCAAAUCUCUGACGACGUUCAACACUGCAGUGAAGGAGUACGCCGCGUGAAUCAAGCUGUGUUUAUCUCGCGGGAUCAUCAAUCGCGGGACAGCGAAAAUGAGGAUAGUGAUUCCUGUUCCGUGGCUUCUACUCUAACGAGCGGUACUUUGAAGAUGGCGGAAGGAUACUAUUGCGUGGAUUAUGACUCAGAUUCUAGCACCACAACAACGGUGGCCCAAAUAUUAUCCAACAAGCGGCAAUAUGAUCCCAGGGCCUACGACAAGUGGCUGAAAGCUAAAAUCGAGACUGAGCGCAAGCGCAAAGAGAGUGAACGAAUGCGACAACGCCGCGAGGAAGCUAAGAAGAAAAUGGAAGCAGAAAAACGGAAAUUGGAAAGCGAAGAAAAACUAAAACGAUGGAUGGAACGAAAAGAACAGGAAGAACAAAAGAAGAAGAAGCAACAGGAAAAGAAAAAGGGAAAUGGCCAAGAAAAAAGCAUUACUGACAAAAAGUGGUUACCCAACGAUGAAAGUGUUACAAACUUUAACGUAUGGUUGAGCCGAGUGAAGCAGCAAGAGGAACAAGCGAAACUGCGCCAACUGGCCAAGCAACGUAUCGAGGAAGAAUUCAAAAACCAGCGACAGGACCUAUCCAAAAUGUUCUACGACGAGUGGCUCAAAUCGGUCAAGGAUAAACCCAAACCGGUUCCGCUGAACCGUGGAACGGAAAGCCUGCGUGGCACGAUUUCAAAAAUUUUCAUCAAUCCUAACCCGUGGCAGGUGACAACCGAUUAGAGGCUCAAAUCCUCUUGACAGUUGUUUAAUAGCGUCAAUCGUUAAUGAUUAUUAAAUGCACCGCCUACUGUUGUUCUUGAGAGACAAUAAA
Topomyia yanbarensis is the source of this 968-nucleotide messenger RNA. Its product is annotated as coiled-coil domain-containing protein 34-like. The coding region runs from base 71 to 877 and encodes 268 amino acids. NCBI's taxonomy places the organism in Eukaryota, Metazoa, Arthropoda, Insecta, Diptera, Culicidae. The transcript is spliced from 5 exons. The record is from RefSeq and is a predicted model, not a curated record.